AUGACCGCGCGCGCCCUUUCCAGCGCCCUCGAUCCCCUCAGUUCUUCCUCGCUGAGCACGCUGCACGAGGCCGCACCACUGUCCAAGAAGUGCAAGGUCGAGUCUAAUACCGCUGCUGGACAGCUGUUUACGACCUCGAUUGUCAUUCGGGCCCAUGCUGCUUCAUUGUCCGACGAACCACUCGUUCUUGACCCCAUCGCCGCAAUUCCCCGCUCUCGAUUUCCGCUCUCAUGGUUAGAAGACGCGUCCUGGUCGCGGUCUGACGCGCAACCCGGUGGUCUGUUCACUGCAGACAUACCUGCUUUGGAAAAUGACUUGCGCGCGUGUGGGGAGCCGAUGGUGCUGGCGGUACGGCUUGCUGCCAACAACGGGUUAUAUGUGAUUGAGCGAGUGAAGCGGGGUAUCUACUCACUGUCACGGCUUGCGAGAUGGGUGCAUGAGGGGGAUGUAGUCGUUGCUGUCAAGGGAUGGCAGGCACCCCAAGACAUGAAAAUGGGUGUUGAGGAUGACGAGAAAUCUCUCGCUAUACCGGAUGCUUUGAACUGGUGGCAGGCUGCUCAAAUUGAGGAACCUCCUUCUGAUCUGGGCUUGGGCGAAGACUUUGCAGGUUUGCAGGUGGCCGUGGUAUUUGGGUCUGAAGAUGCAGGCCAAAAUGAACCUACGUUCGUGGAUAUCCUUGAACACCGGGGCGAGUCACUUGCACCGACUAAACGAGAUUUGGAGGCUCCCUUCGGAGUGCUUGGCUCUCAGACUGUUGGUAGCGAGGCUAUGGAUGUUGACGGUGUCGACUCGACUGCGGUGGACACGAAACAGUCCCCGGAGGAGCUACUCAACGGAAUGAGAGAUCAUUAUCUUCAAGCUCUCUACGCGUCGAAGACGUCGCUGGCUUACUUCGCCAAAGGACCUUUAACACGCUGUCGCACCGCUUUUCAAAACGUUACCCCCGACCAGCCUCAAAGCCUAGCGGAGCUCAUUGAAUAUUACAGGGAAGCCAUCUUGGCCGCAAAGAAGAUGGAUCUCAAAUACCGAGACACUCUGCCGACAUCUGUUCGUGACGCCUUAUUGACACCCUCCGACGGGGAAAUGACCAAGAAACGCAAGAGCAAAAAGCAGAAGCUUGGUAAGAAUGGCCUGUAUCCCGAGGAAGAUGGCUUCGUUCGCAAAUGGUGGAAAGACCGGAGCAUGGAGUCUUCUGCACCAGAGAACUCGCGAGAAACGGAUAGCAAAAAGCAUAUCUCUGAUCUUCGAUUGCGUGAGACUCAACUGCAAAUUCUGUUGAUUCUGGAGGUCAUGGCGUUGGAAACGACGUUGAAACAGGAUAACCAAAAGCUCAGUGAAAAAGUUCCGGAAGAAGAGCAGGUUUCGCCCACAAAGCCCAGAGCCAAAAAGCCUCAAGAUCUAAAUGUACUUCUUGAGCUCCACCUUGACCGACUUUGCAUCUGGCAUGCCGUGAGUCUGGAGGAGUCUACAGCGGCCGACUCGGCGAAGGCUUCAUCUUUCACCGACAGCCACAUGUCCGGCAAGAAGGUCGAAAGCGAUGCAGUGCGCGACUUCUGCACGGAAGUGGUUGUCCCAUUCUACGCUGCACGACUUCCCGACAAAUGUAAGCUCAUCACCCGGAAGUUUGGCGUGUCUGGUGGGAUUUCGCCGGCGACAAAGAGAACCCAAUCAAGCAAAAAAGACCGCCUGGAGCCUGGGGCCAAAGUCAAGCGACAGGCGCCUGUACAGAAACCGCGUCGCUCACUGCAGCGAGUUUUGACCGAUGAGAAGACAGCUGCCGCGGCUCAAAAUCGGCACCCGUCAUUACAUCGAUCUAACACAGCGCCGUCAAAGCAUGAUAACAAGCACGAUUUUAUGGAGCCCUUGCUACCAACUGUCUUCGGUGGUAGUGUGAGAGGAGGGAUUCAGCAGGCGAAACGGGUUGAUAACCGCGAGGUGGAUCUUAAUGCUGUUGCGAGGCAACACGAGAGCAAGCUGCGGAAGGUACAGAUGUUGGUAGACCAGAAGAAGGAGCUUGAUGCUGCUAUUCACGCCCUCCGGAAGCCAAACCGAGAAUUGGUUUCCAACGAAAUUGCUGAUGAAUCAGUCAAGCGGUCCACUGGUGGAGGUAGCUCACGAAAGUCAAGGAACCCUGUCCGGAACCCAAUGGGCGAGGGUGUACAGGUUAUGGCUACGCCCCGCGGCAAUCGUAGAAAAGACAUCAUUGGAAUGCCACCACUUCCUCGAAGUCUCGCUCCAUCACGUUCAUUUGCCGGAGAGAUGGGAGAACCGUUCACUGGGUGA
Molecule: messenger RNA, 2283 nt
Organism: Penicillium maclennaniae
Lineage: Eukaryota; Fungi; Ascomycota; Eurotiomycetes; Eurotiales; Aspergillaceae
Exons: 3
Coding region: 1-2283 (760 amino acids)
Biological process (GO): DNA replication initiation
Cellular component (GO): DNA replication preinitiation complex
Source: RefSeq, a predicted model, not a curated record